Drosophila albomicans is the source of this 1352-nucleotide messenger RNA. RefSeq names its product cyclic AMP-dependent transcription factor ATF-7 (gene Atf-2). Gene Ontology annotation, molecular function: DNA-binding transcription factor activity, RNA polymerase II-specific; cAMP response element binding. The transcript is spliced from 2 exons. The record is from RefSeq and is a predicted model, not a curated record. Lineage: Eukaryota; Metazoa; Arthropoda; Insecta; Diptera; Drosophilidae. Gene Ontology annotation, biological process: regulation of transcription by RNA polymerase II. Bases 66 to 1304 code for a protein of 412 amino acids.
AGUUGACGGCGUUGUGUUGCGUGCCGAUUGUUAUUGUUUAUUAAUGAAUUAUAAAUUGUGCGACAAUGGAAAACGACGCAAAUAUUGCGGAUUUAUCCGCCGUCUCCUUUGCCGACUUUGAGACUAAAAAUAGAGAUGAGAAUGCAAGCUUCGAAAACUUUAAUCAGUGUCAGCCAAAACAUGACAUGGCCAUGACACUCGACUUAUCACUGGGUCAGAAGUCGGAACACCUCUUUCCCACUGAUCAAACGCCCACACCGACACGCCUUAUUAAGAACUGUGAUGAAGUUGGCCUCUUUGAGGAUCUGCAGCAUGUUAACCCCUUUGACCUUGGGUUUCAACGUGCCGCCGAACAAAAUGCAGUCAGUGGCCAUACCGCAAUACCCGUAACACCAACACGCUCAUCAGAGGCGCCACCUACGGAUGGUGACUCGCUACACACACCGCAAGUGUAUCCGCUAGACUCGGCUACAGUGUCAGCGGCAACUCCCGCCGUAGUCAGCAACAGCAAUAGUCCCUUGGACGUCGUAGUGCCCAAUGUCGAGGAUCUGCUGAAGACUCCCGCUCCAACACCUGCUCCGAUUCCUACUGCUACACCCCACAACGCCCCAUCUCAAGUGCCCAGCACAACUGACAAUGGCCCUCCGCCACUGCAGUUAAUACAACCCCAAGUUAUCACUUGGCUGCUGCCCGCACAGACUUUCUCACUAACCACCACAGCAGCUCCUGCAAACAACAAGACUUCAAAAAGUGCCACAUCCACACCAAGAAUUCGUCCCUUAAUCUUACCUAAGCCCAGUGCAGCUCCGCCCUCCAAGGCUCCAUUAUCAACAAGCAUUACCACAACAAGCACGACACCUGUUCAUGAACCCAGUAGCGCCAGCUUGACACCCACAUCACAGCUGCCCAUCAAAGAGCGACUCAAAGCUAUUCUGAGCAACAGUUACAACAAGAAGCAACGCAGUUUCACUGCGCCCACUCCUAAGGCAAUGUCCACCGUGAAUCGCAAAGAAGAUAGCCUAGACAGACGACGUGCUGCCGCGUCCAGAUAUCGUACCAAGAUGCGCAGGGAGCACAAGGAGCUCAAGGAUCAUAAUGCCCAACUGCAGCAAGAAAAUCGAGAGCUGCGAGAGCGCAUCGCAGCACUAGAGCGGCAACUGCAGCAACAAAACAGCAACAACAAUUUGGCUAGUGUUGUGGGCAACCAAAUCCAAAUGCCGCCUUCCAGCAUACACCUGGUCAUCAAUGUGCCCAAGAUGAUAGUGCCUUCUUCGGAACCAAAUCAGAGGCUCGAUAAAAAGUGAGCAGCUCUAGCAGAUAGAUGAUAAAUAAAUUACUUGUACGCCUGCCUU